Oncorhynchus mykiss (rainbow trout) is the source of this 3513-nucleotide messenger RNA. The record is from RefSeq and is a predicted model, not a curated record. NCBI's taxonomy places the organism in Eukaryota, Metazoa, Chordata, Actinopteri, Salmoniformes, Salmonidae.
AUGGUGGGUGACCCGGCCUAUAGAGCGCCCGUCCAGUGGUUCAACAUCCAUGGGAAUGGAGAGGGGAUGAGUGGGGAUGCCCAGCUCGACGCCAGGCCUUGUCAAAUCCUCAAUCGGAUUGGGCACACGGUGCGCGUGGGGGCCCUGCAACUGCAGCCGCGGCUCUUCAGCCACGUUUCCACCUUCAGAGGCGGUAAAGAAGCCCCUGUCCCGGUUGAUGAAUGGGAUAUACACGGCGGCACGAGGGAAGCAGUGGAGAGACAGUUGGAAAAUAUUACCAAAAGUGUCAAUGAACACGAUUUACGCAGCCUAGGGACUAGGGCGUCGAUAAACAGCCAACACAAGGACAGGGGGUGUAAAAGUAAGAACAUGUACAAACAGAACGAGAGUGAGAGAAGUGUGUUCAUGCCGAGGGACUCGAUCCUAUUAGCCACGGAGACGUUGAAUCGCAUGGCCGGUCUGUUACCAUAUAACCUCUCAUUGGAGGUAGUGAUGGCUGUGGACGCGGGGCUCGGGGAAUUACCCACGUUCUCCUCCUCUACCCCGGUCUGUGAAGACCCCAUGUCGUUUCUGCAGAGUGUUUGUCAUACUGUUAUAGUCCAAGGAGUUUCUGCUAUGAUGGCUUUCCCUCAGACCAGGGACGACCUGGUGAAGUUGGAAUUCAUCGCGUCAACGCUUCAGAUUCCUGUCAUCAGUGUUGUCCAGAACGUAUUCAAACGGCAGAGUAAGAACCCUUUCCAUUUCCAGAUGCCGAUGCAGAACCCGGCCCUGCCCCAGGUGGAGCUGCUCUACUCCCUGCUGGUGAUCAACAGCUGGUAUGACGUCAGCCUCCUGCUCUGUCAGGAGUGGAACAUUUCUAGCUUCCUUGUUCGUCUCCGUAACAACACCAAGUUCCACCUGGGUUCUGUGGUCAACAUCACCACCUACACUACCUCCUCUGGAUCUCACCGCAACAGCUCUGUCUCCAAGGCUGACUUCCAGACCUCUCUACGGGGAUACCUGGAGUCCAUCAAGGAGUCAACGUCUACAGUCGUAACAUUCGGCUGCGACAUCCGGGACAUGAAGAGGAUCUUUAACGUGGUGACCAAGCUGGGCCUGAUGCUGCCAGAGUACCACUGGGUGUUGGGGGACACGCAGGACGUGGAGGAGCUGAGGACCGAGGGGUUGCCGGCAGGACUGCUGGCCCAUGGCAGGAUGGGGACUCCCUCCCUGGAUCACUACGUACAGGAUGGGCUGGAGCUGGUGGCCCGGGUGGUGGGGUCAGCUGCGUACCGCUCCCCUGAGCUCGCCCUCAUCCCCUCCAUCACCAACUGCAUGGAUACACAGAGUAGCCAGAACAGGAACAUGACCUCAGGGAAAUAUCUGUCCAGGUUUCUGUCCAACACGUCGUUUGAAGGUCUGACUGGUUUCAUCUCGUCCCAGGAGGAGACAGUGAUCUCCUCUGAGAGCCAUCACUUUAUUUGGUCCCUGCAACAAGACCCCAUAGGGAAGCCCAUGUGGACCAGACUGGGCCGAUGGAAGCAUGACAGGGUGCUACUGGACUACACUGCCUGGACCAACAAACAGGCAUCCUAUCAGGGCGGGGACUGGAGGUACCUGUCGCGGCUCCAUCUGCGGGUGGUCACCCUGGUGGAGCACCCCUUCGUCUUCACCCGGGAGGUGGAUGAGGACGGUCUCUGUCCCGCUGGUCAGCUCUGCCUGAACCCCCUCACCAACAACACAGCCCUGCUCCAGUCUCUCUUCCUCCAGAUGCGGGGGCCUAACGACAGCAUUCCCAUGGAGUAUAAGAAGUGUUGCUACGGCUACUGCGUCGAUCUACUGGAGAAACUGGCGGAGGACAUGGGGUUUGACUUCGACCUGUAUAUUGUAGGCGACGGCAAGUACGGUGGGUUUAAGAGCGGACGCUGGACAGGGCUGGUGGGGGAUCUCCUCAGCGGAGCGGCCCACCUGGCCGUCACAUCUUUCAGUAUCAACUCGGCCCGGAGCAGGGUUAUAGACUUCACCUCCCCGUUCUUCUCCACCUCUCUGGGCAUCCUGGUACGGACCCGGGAUACGGCCGCGCCCAUCGGGGCAUUCAUGUGGCCCCUGCACUGGUCCAUGUGGCUGGGGAUAUUCGUCUCGCUACACGUUACUGCCGUGUUCCUGACCAUCUACGAGUGGAACAGCCCGUUUGGGAUGACGCCGCGAGGCAGGAACAGAGAUAAGGUGUUCUCCUUCUCCUCGGCUCUGAACGUCUGCUAUGCCAUCCUGUUUGGUCGUACAGCUGCCAUUAAACCUCCUAAGUGCUGGACGGGGCGGUUCCUCAUGAAUCUCUGGGCUAUCUUCUGCCUGUUCUGUCUGUCCACCUACACAGCCAAUCUGGCCGCCGUCAUGGUGGGGGAGAAAACAUUCCAGCAACUCUCAGGAAUACACGAUCCAAAGCUUCAUCACCCAUCACAAGGGUUCCGCUUCGCCACGGUUCGGGAGAGCAGUGCCGAGGAUUACCUGAAGAAAAGCUUUCCAGAGAUGCACGAAUACAUGAGACGGUACAACGUACCAGCAACCCCAGAUGGAAUAGAACAUCUGAAGCAUGAUCCACAGCAACUGGAUGCUUUCAUCAUGGACAAGGCCUUACUAGACCACGAGGUGUCUAUAGAUGCAGAAUGCAAGACACUCACCGUGGGGAAACCAUUUGCAAUUGAAGGUUACGGCAUCGGCCUGCUGUGUUUUCUGUCUGUUCCCAGGUUACGGCAUCGGCCUGCUGUGUUUUCUAAGUCAUUCUGUCUGUUCCCAGGUUACGGCAUCGGCCUGCGCCAGAACUCCCACCUGACCUCUAAUAUCUCAGAGCUGGUGAGCCAGUACAAGUCUGACGGCUUCAUAGACAUGCUACAUGAUAAGUGGUACAAGGUGGUACCCUGUGGGAAACGGAGCUUCGCAGUCACAGAGACCCUACAGAUGGGCAUUAAGCAUUUCUCAGGCCUGUUUUUGAUGCUGUGUGUCGGGUUGGGUCUGUCUCUCCUCACCACCCUGGCUGAACACAUAAUCUACCGCUUUGUCAUACCCAGAGUCAAGGAGCCCAAGUUCAAGUACUGGCUGCAUACUAGUCAGGUGAAGAGCCUGGUCCCCCGGCAGGCAACAUCUAACGGGAGGACAGACCAGGUGGGUCUGCAGGCCAAGACCAACCACAUGCUGCAGGAGCUGUCAGAGCUGGAGACACACAUCACCAUCAUCAAACAACAGCUGCACAUCGCCAUGAUGAAGAAGAGGGAGCUGGAGCAACCAGGAGAAACACAUGACAGAACACACAGGAACACUGAGUCCGAGAGCAGCACAGAGGACCAGCAGGAGGACAACCAGCAGGAGACCCAGAGACCAGCCAGACUCACCCAGGCCCAGAGCCCUCUACCCAGACCCAGAAACCCAAACCGAGAGCCCUAUAUUCAGAUACCUCUACUCAGACCCAGAGCCCUCUACCCAAACCCAGAGCCCUAUAUCCAGACCCAGAGCCCUCUACCUAGACAAUCAGACCCAUAG